GAAAAAAAAAAGAAAAAGAAACGAAAACCAACCACAACACAACCAAGACAAAACAAAACACACACAAGAUGCCUCAUCAUAAUGCCAAGAAACAGACUCAUAACCAUGGAUUGGGGAAAGCUUUAAUGAACCAUCGAGCAAAGACAAAAAAAUUGGACCAUGAACGAGAAUUGCACACGACAGCGGUAUAUGAGAACAAGCCAAUCUCAGUCACCCAGGAGAGUGAUCUGGAGAACUUCUUGAAUACGGCAGCGAUGGCCGGAGCGGAUUUUACUGCGGUCCGACAGAACGUAGUGAUUGUGAAUUCGGGGAACGGGAAUGGAGGGACGAAUGGCCGGAAUCCGUUCCUACUCUCUGCGGAUGAGCAAGCCCAAGUCGAAGCGAGCCAUCGAGUCCACAAGGAUCUACUACGAGUCCCGCGUCGACCUCGAUGGACAGAGACGACGACUGGGGCACAACUAGACCGGCUCGAACGCGACGGCUUCUUGGAGUGGAGGAAAGGAUUGGCAGAUCUCUCGGACCAUCGAGCGUUGCUCUUGACCCCCUUCGAGCGCAAUAUCGAGGUCUGGAGACAGCUUUGGAGGGUCGUCGAGAGAAGCCAACUGAUCGUCCAGAUCGUCGAUGCCCGAAAUCCUCUCCGCUUCCGCUGUGAAGAUCUCGAGAAAUACGUCAAUGAGCUCUCUGAUCAGGCCAUCCAAGCACUCCCAUCCCACCUCGAUCUUCCACCAAGUCAAGAAGGCCAGCCAAGACUCAAGACUAAUCUUUUGCUCGUCAACAAGUCCGACUUGUUGACCGAGAACCAACGGGCUUUGUGGGCCGAAUACUUCGACAGUCAAGGGAUCCAAUACGCCUUCUUCUCUGCCGCCGAUGCAGUCGCCCUUCAAGCUAUUCAAGAGUCGGAAGAACCAGAUUCGUCGGAUCUUGAUGGAAACAGUUGGGAGGACGACGAGGAGGAGGAGGAAGAGGAGGAUCCUACCAGUGACUCGCCGCAAUCCGAUGAGAUCCCCCACUCUUCUUCCUCAACCCCCAAUCCACCCAAAUCCGAGAGUUAUCCGCAGACUACGGACGAUCAUUCCAGCUCGACUCAUCCAAGCCUCAUCCUCCCCAAAUCGAAGACGAAAAUCUUGACGGUCUCCGAGUUAGAGGAGCUUUUCCUAUGCCAUGCCGAAAGAUAUUUGAGCAAGCUUGAUGAAAGUACUGAGGGAGAAGAACGAGGUGGUGAUGAUAAUGAUAAUGAACGACCGGCGAGGAAAUUGGUAGUAGGAUUAGUCGGAUAUCCCAAUGUCGGUAAAUCAUCGACGAUCAAUGCCUUAGUAGGAGCCAAGAAAGUCUCAGUGUCGUCGACGCCGGGGAAGACGAAGCAUUUCCAAACGAUCCAUCUGUCGCCGGAGGUGAUCUUAUGCGACUGUCCGGGGCUAGUCUUCCCGCAAUUUGCCUCAACCAAGGCAGAACUAGUGUGUGAUGGGGUGCUUCCGAUCGACCAAAUGCGGGAACAUACCGGGCCGAUCAGUCUGAUCACCCAACGGAUCCCCAAGGAGGUUCUGGAAGCGACGUAUGGGUUGCAGUUACAGACCUUACCGCUGGAGGAGGGCGGGGAUGGGAAAGUGACGGCGAGCGAGUUUCUGACGAGUUAUGCGAUUGCGCGGGGGGCGUUUACGGGCGGAGGCGGGAUGGGACGGCCGGAUGAAUCGAAGGUCUCCCGGCCGAUCCUCAAAGAUUAUGUGGCCGCCAAGCUCCUCUAUUGCGCGCCCCCGCCACUGGACGGCCUGAGCCCGGAAGAAUUCAACGCCGAGAGUCGCGAACUCAAGCUCAAGAGCUCGGCCCAUCGCAAGCUCGCACCCACAACCAGAGUGCCGAUGAGGAGCGACACCUUCGUCAAGCCCGUAGCCGGUACUCUGCCCGUCGACCGCCAAUCAUCCCGCUCUCAGGCCCUCGACCAAAACUUCAUCAUCGACCACAAUCUCCAUGCUACCAAUACUCCUAAACAUAUCAACGUCGGCAUCAAAGGAAGACGCUCGGUCGUCGAUAGACAACUCAUCAAUACCGCUAACGAUCUCGCUAAACUUAGAGUCUCAGACGAUCUUAAACUCUAUUCUAUCAACAACUCCGGCCUCCCCGCUGAGCAUCCUCAGCUUAAAAAUCCUGGUAAUCCUUCUAAAAAACACUUCAAAAGAGUCGUUAAUUCUUCGAAUAGUAAGGGCAAAAAAAUGAGAUCUGGAAGAGGUUACGAGGAUUCUUAA
Puccinia graminis f. sp. tritici CRL 75-36-700-3 is the source of this 2240-nucleotide messenger RNA. RefSeq lists its product as uncharacterized. The transcript is spliced from 3 exons. Gene Ontology annotation, biological process: ribosomal subunit export from nucleus. Gene Ontology annotation, molecular function: GTPase activity; GTP binding. Gene Ontology annotation, cellular component: cytosol. NCBI's taxonomy places the organism in Eukaryota, Fungi, Basidiomycota, Pucciniomycetes, Pucciniales, Pucciniaceae. The coding region runs from base 69 to 2240 and encodes 723 amino acids. The record is from RefSeq and is a predicted model, not a curated record.